UCGGCGAAUGAAUGGAAGGGUAGCGGGGUUCUUCGUGUACUGUUGCUAAGAGAGCUUCGGCUUGUGUUUCCCUGCGACUGAGAAGAAAAGGCGGCUAUUGUGUCCUCCACAGUAGAACUCAUAACAGCCUUUUUUUUUCUAGCAGGGUCUCCAGAGGGACUCUCUCUCUCUCUCUCUCUCUCUCUCUCUCUCUCUCUCUCUCUCUCUCUCUCUCUCUCUCUCUCUCUCUCUCUCUCUGUGUCUUCCCUACAUCAACCCCCCCACCCCCGGCUUCCAUGAGUGCGUGAUGUCUCUGGGCUCCAUUUAAUUUUUAAAAUUUCAGUCCUCAUAAAUGCACGUCUCUUCCUCCAGCUUCCCCGAACGCCCAUUUUUAUGGUGAAGAUCAAUACAGGCCAUGGUGAAACUGGCUGCCAAAUGCAUCGUGGCGGGUGAUUCAACUGUGGGGAAGACUGCUUUGGUCCAGAUGUUCUGCAAUGAUGGGGCUCAUUUUCAGAAAAACUAUACCCUGACAGUAGGAGUGGAACUAUUGGUGAAGACAGUACCUAUUCCAGGAACAAAUGAUAGCGUGGAACUUUUCCUCUUUGAUUCAGCAGGCAAAGAACUCUUUUCUGAAAUACUAGAUAAAUUGUGGGAACAGCCCAAUGCCCUGUGCCUUGUGUACGAUGUCACCAAUGAGCAAUCUUUCAAUAACUCUGCUAAAUGGCUGGAAAAGCUGAGAAUCCAAACAUCAGGCAUUCAUACUCCAGGUGUCCUGGUGGGCAAUAAGAUUGAUUUAAGUGAUAGGAGAGUUGUAGAGCGCAAACAAGCACAACAGUGGGCAGAAGCAAAUGGCUUGGAAUACUGUGAAAUAUCAGUAAAAGAGAUGGAAAAUUUUGAAGCUCCUUUUCACAUUGUGGCAAAUUCUUUCCACCAAUUGUACAAAGAGAAAAUAGAAAUUUUUCAUUCAUUGGUAUGAGGUGUCCUUAAGUACAAUAUGGUGAAUUAAAAAGAAAACACACUAAUAGGCAAAAUCAUUUGAACAUGGAAAGUAGGUUUUUGUUGUAUGGUCAUUUGCUUUCCAUCAUAGAGAAUUAUAAUUCUUCAACUAUUAUUUCAGAUCUCAUCUGCUUACUGUUUUUCCUGUGAUGGACCUUUUUACAAGAAACAUUGUUUUUGGUUAUCAUUUUUGCAUGAAUUCAGAGUUUAAAUACUGUGAAAUAUUUGACAAAUUUCAUAAGGAGAAAUCUAUCAAAAAUUAACAAACAUACCAUUACUCUGGACAUUUCAACAACCCGGACAAUCUGUUUCUUACAGUUGAGUUAUAUCAGGUAAUUGUUAUUCAGAAAUCAAUAUAAAAGAUAUAUUUCAACUUUAGUUUUCUAAAGGUCAAAAUUCUUAAUCCUUAAAAAGCUUUUCUUUAACUUUUUUUCUGCCAUCUCAAAAUGUCAUUUGGUGGAGUUCUAUUUGAAUGUUAGUAACUAAAACCUUUUUGUUGCCUUUUCUAACUGCAGGGGUACCAAUUAUUUUAAUGCAGGAAAAAGGUUGAGACACCACUUUGUACAAUGUCAUUUAUAGUACUAUAUUCUAAAAACAUUGCAGGUUAAUAGAUCAAUUUUCCAGGGUUUUUUCAUAUCUUACUAUUAUUGUUCAUAUCAUGAAACUAACUGGUGGACUUUUUAACAUCACUAUAAUGGUAUACAAAGAAUCUGCUGGGAAUAAUAAAGAAUGUGUUUAUUUUAAACUGAAA
This is a messenger RNA of Pantherophis guttatus, 1726 nucleotides long. RefSeq names its product intraflagellar transport 27 (gene IFT27). Gene Ontology annotation, molecular function: GTPase activity; GTP binding. The record is from RefSeq and is a predicted model, not a curated record. NCBI's taxonomy places the organism in Eukaryota, Metazoa, Chordata, Lepidosauria, Squamata, Colubridae.